This is a messenger RNA of Cantharellus anzutake, 640 nucleotides long. RefSeq lists its product as uncharacterized. Gene Ontology annotation, cellular component: membrane. Gene Ontology annotation, biological process: carbohydrate metabolic process. The transcript has a single exon. The coding region runs from base 101 to 502 and encodes 133 amino acids. The record is from RefSeq and is a predicted model, not a curated record. Lineage: Eukaryota; Fungi; Basidiomycota; Agaricomycetes; Cantharellales; Hydnaceae. Gene Ontology annotation, molecular function: calcium ion binding; mannosyl-oligosaccharide 1,2-alpha-mannosidase activity.
CCAGGAUUUCAAUGGAUGGUCUAUGAUUCCCUGAGCACUAUGCUUCUCAUGGGGCUGAAGAGUACAAGCGCGCGAUGAAACAAGCAGACCUUCAAAGACCAUGUGUGUCGGAACCGUCAUAAAUUUCAGUGGUGUAAUCUAUUUCUUCCAAUUCAGAAUAGCGAAAUCCUUUUCCCUCGACCUACGCGGGUUGCUGUCCACCUAUGCAUUGUCGGGCGACUUGGCAGAUAUUGAACAAUUCCGUAGAAAGCUGUCACCAACAUCCAAUCUCAGCUCGGAGAGACACCUGCUUUCCACGUUCAAAUCGGCUUCUUACCAUGACUAUGACCCAACCGGGCGUGUUGACAUAUUCUCUGAUGCCGCUGACCAACUUAUCACAUCAGCAAUCGAUCACACAACGUCUUGGUCAGUAACAAUACUCCUUGCGGAAGUCGCCACAUUUCAAAUGGAGUUCAAGUACUUCGCACGUCUUACUGGACGAAAGGAGUAUUUAAUUCUUUAGACCAGAUAAUGACACCGGCCGUCUGCAGGAGACGAAGGAUGGGUUGUAGAGUAUAUUUUGGGGUGGAAAUCGGUAUUCGCUUGGUCGUAAGUCUGUUAUAUGCGCAUUUAUGACCAACCGGUACGUUUAAGGACAAGU